Molecule: messenger RNA, 2148 nt
Organism: Exophiala viscosa
Lineage: Eukaryota; Fungi; Ascomycota; Eurotiomycetes; Chaetothyriales; Herpotrichiellaceae
Product: MFS transporter
Exons: 4
Coding region: 321-1895 (524 amino acids)
Biological process (GO): transmembrane transport
Cellular component (GO): membrane
Molecular function (GO): transmembrane transporter activity
Source: RefSeq, a predicted model, not a curated record
AUUCUGGCUGCAUUCACAUCGCCAUUCUCCGUUACUAAUGCGUCUUGGAAGCCAAGCCUAGAUAGCAAACAGACAGAAUGGUUAUCAUGAACAGCCAAUGGAAAUCUACCAAGACCACGUUUCCACCAUGUUGCUAUCUUGCCCUCGGUCGCGCUAUGUCCGAAAGAUAGCAUUGAAUGGCUUCGUUGAUAAUGAUGUCCGGAACUUCGGUUAUCCCUAUACCGCGCCAUGUAUAUAUCUUCGCAAUUGCCGAUCCUGCUCCUCCUCCCUCUCCCCUGCUCCUUAUUGUUGUCAACUAAUAUCACCUAUUGAUCGAGAACAUGGCAACCAUGGCUGAUGCGGAAAAGGCACCGGUCCAAGUGACCCAGCCUCCUACCGAAGAAAGUGCUCCCCAGAGGGCAAGUAUAACCGGCAAGGUCGGCUUUUGGAAACGCUCUUUUGUCAAUGAUCCCAACGAACUGGGACGAGACCUUCUGAAGAAGGCGCUCGAAUUCGAUGAAGCGCAACUCGAACGAGACGCGAUCAAAGUCCGCAGGAAGUUGGACUUCAUGGUCCUACCGAUGAUGAUGACCACCUACAUGCUGAGUUUCUUGGACAAGCAAACGCUCAACUAUUCCAACGCCUAUGGUCUGCAAAAGGACACCCACAUGAAAGGGAACGACUACUCAUGGGUUGCAUCUGCGCUAUACUUCGGCUGGCUGGUCGGCGCAUAUCCCUGGAAUAUCAUCCUGCAACGCUACCCGAUUGGAAAACUGCUGGGCUGCAUGUUGUUUGUCUGGGGAAGUGUUUGUAUGCUGCAAGCCGCCGUUUUCACCUUCUCCGGAUUCUUCGCUAUCCGAUUCUUCCUCGGCAUGCUUGAGGCCUGCAUAUCCCCGGCAUUCGUCAUCCUCACAUCCAUGUUGUGGACAAGAGAAGAGCAAAUGCUUAGGACAUCAUUCUGGCUCUCGACCAAUGGCGUCUCUUCCAUUCUUGGAGCUCUUCUGGCGUACGGCUCGGGUCAUGCCGCCAAUUUGGCCGUGCCAAACUGGAAGCUGAUUUACUUGAUCGUUGGUGCAAUGACAUUCGCUUGGGGAUUUGUCAUCUUGAUCUAUCUACCAGACGGUCCCCACAACGCCAAAAUGCUUAACGAACACGAACGGAUGGUCGCUGUUUGGAGAGUCUCGAAGAACCGAAUGGGUAUCAAGCAUCGUGCCAUUGUCAAAUAUCACAUCAAAGAGGCUCUUGUCGAUCCGAAGACCUACCUGCUCCUGCUUAUGGGAGUCGCCACCGGCAUCUUGAACGGUGGCGUGGCCAACUUCAUCUCGACUCUCAUCAAAGGUUUCGGCUUCGAUGCUCUCAAGACGAGUCUUCUCCAAACUCCUGGAGGUGCAUUCGAACUUAUUGGCUGUAUGUUCUUUGGUUGGGUGGCCACAAAGAAGAACAUGUUGGGCGCUUCGGUCAUCAUAUCAUCCUUGCCUGGUAUGAUCGGAUUGAUCGGUCUUCUUACCAUCAACAUCAAGCAUCGGUAUGCCCUCGUCGCCAUGUGCUGGUUGCAGAAUGUUCUCGGAGCCCCUAUUAUCCUUGGAUGGACCCUGCCAGGUGUCAAUACGUCCGGCCACACCAAGAGAACUACUGUCAUCGGUAUGUUCUUCUGCUUCUACUGCGCCGGUAAUAUCAUCGGACCACAUCUCUUCCUUGCCACCGAGGCUCCAAGGUACUUCACGGCUGUCAAGGGAUUACUCGGAACUUAUUGCGCCCUCAUCGUCUUUCAAGCCAUCUACACCCCUUGGUGCUACUUUGACAACAAGGCUCGCGACAAGAAAGGAUUGCAUGCCGCGAGGGUUGAAGAAGAGCUUCUGGAAGGUUUUGAUGAUCUGACGGACAAAGAGAACAAGCAUUUCAGAUACAAGAUUUAGUGCAAUCACCGAGAUGUAAAUAGGGGUGAUGAUCAUGACAGGGUCACAUUUCGAUGGGCACGGUGUGUGACCGACGAGGUCACAAGGAGGGCCCAGGCCUCAAUGCUUUUACAAAUUUGUCUUUGUAUACGUAUGCACGUUGUGCGCUUCAUCGAGCCAACUUGGGGUACAAGCCUGUGUGGGGCGGUCAACUGCUUUGUUGACACGCACGUUCUUUCCAAAGCCGACCCGAAGUCUGCUUGUUUGGUCCAAU